AUGGGGAUAGCAAGAAUUUCCAUCGAAUUCGGCGCCCGUCACAACGAGGGGCUGGUCGAGAGGAUAUUGCGCGAAUACAAGGUCACCCGUAUCAUCGACGCGGCCACGUGUUUUCCCGAUCAAACCCUGAGCCCAGUCGAGCAGGCCCGACAGUCCAUUUCCGACUUGACCCACAUGAUGGACGCCAUCAGGAAGUACGACGGCUUGGAGUCGUUCGUUUUGAUUAGCUCGCAAGAGGUGUACGGCAACCUGCCCAUCCAAACCGAAGAAACGCCACUGGCCCCGAAAAAUUUUGCUGGAGCCGCGGCCAUGGCUGCUGAAGCGAUGUUACAUUCGUAUGUAGUAUCAUACCGCCUACCUAUGGCCAUUGCCCGAGUCGCGAAUGGGGCACACACUAAUAGAGAACGAGUGGAGCAUAAGUUUGAGACGGAGAAUAAGCUGAACUUGAUCAACAUGAGCUCGGUGGCCGAGGCGCUGCUGCUCAUCUCCAACCACGCGAGCGGGGCUAACGUCUACAAUAUUGGAGGGGAAUACGAUUGGACGAGAGAGGAAUGGGUGACUAAGAAAACCCCCACCGCCAAGUCGAGCCUCGACACCGAGAAGCUACGAUCACUAGGCUGGAAAUCGGCCAACGAGGUGCCGAUGGAGACCCAGGAGAUGCCCACCACCUCCCUAACGCCGAAAUUCCUGGUCUACGGAGCCGAUGGAUGGAUUGGACAGCAAUUCUGCACACUUCUCGAGCAGCAGGGUAUUCGUUAUGAGAAAGGCCAAGCGCGCCCUGGUGGUGAUGUCGACCGGAAUGUUGAAGCGGAAUUGGUUGCGGUGGCCCCGACACAUGUUGUCUCGAUGGUUGGAAGAACGCAUGGACCGGGCGUGAAUAGCAUCGGCUACCUGGAGGGCGGGCCAGAUCGGCUGAAGUUGAACAUGCGCGACAACCUGUUCGCUCCAUGGAUUCUGGGGUCGAUUUGCGAUCGGCUGAAGAUCCAUUUUACCUACCUGGGCACUGGCUGCCUUUUCAAGUAUGAUGCUGAACAUCCCAUUGGAGGCCAGGGGUAUACUGAAGAAGACCUCGGAAACUACGAUGGCACGUCGUAUUCGGCUGUUAAGAUCUUCACCGACCGCCUCCUUCGCCAAUUCUCCACCACCCUACAAUGCCGCAUCCGACUGCCCAUCAACUUCGAGAAGGACAGCAGGAAUUUGGUGGCAAAGUUGAUGUCAUUCAAAAAGGUGCUGGACAUCCCGAAUUCCGUCACGAUCCUGCCGGAUUGCCUGCCGAUUCUCUUGGAAUUGGCCUUGAAAAGGGAAACCGGUGUGCUAAACCUAGUGAACCCAGGCCCGAUCCGUUUCCCUCAAGUCUCGGCCCUUUACCGGGAUAUCGUCGAGCCAGGCUGGUGCUACGAAGUGCUCGAGGCUGACCCUGAGUCUGAGCUGGUACGUACCCGUUCGCACUGCACCCUCGACACGUCAAAACUCCAAAAUAUCUACCCAAAUAUUCGACCGGCGAUCGAUGGGAUUCGGGAGGCGAUACGGAUCAUCGGCGGGAAACACGAGCGAAACGGCCAUGCC
This is a messenger RNA of Mesorhabditis spiculigera, 1566 nucleotides long. The record is from the annotation of a GenBank genome assembly. Lineage: Eukaryota; Metazoa; Nematoda; Chromadorea; Rhabditida; Rhabditidae.